AUGAUUCGUAGGCAGACACGACUUCGUCGAGAAUAUUUAUACAGAAAGUCUUUAGAGACCAAGGAAAAACAAAUUUAUGAAAGAAAACAAAAAAUCAAAGAAGCUAUUCGAGAGGGAAAGCCUAUACCGACUGAAUUGCGUGCGGAAGCUACAAAGCUUCAAAAAGACUUAAAUUUUGAUGAAGCGCAACCUGAACCCACUACACAUAUCGACGAUGAAUACGCAAACGCUGGAAUAUAUGAUCCAAAAAUUCUGAUAACAACUUCACGUGAUCCAAGUAGUAGACUUUCUCAAUUUGCAAAGGAAAUGCGUUUAGUCUUUCCUAAUUCACAACGUAUAAAUCGUGGUAGUUAUGUAGUCAAAGAUUUGGUUGAUGCAUGUAGAGCCAAUGAUGUCACUGAUUUAAUAAUAUUACACGAACAUCGUGGUGAACCAGAGAUUGUUUCAAAAAUUAUACUAAUAUUCCCAUUUCCAGAUGGAUUGAUUGUAUGUCAUCUUCCCUAUGGACCUACAGCUUUCUUUUCAUUACAUAAUGUCGUACUUCGACAUGAUAUUCAAGAUGAAGGCACAGUUUCGGAAGCAUUUCCACAUCUAAUAUUUCAUAAUUUUAAUUCCAAUCUAGGCCGGCGGGUGAUGAGCAUUAUUAAAUAUUUGUUCCCAGUUCCUAGAGAAGAUAGUAAGCGUGUAAUGACCUUUGCAAAUGAUAGCGAUUAUAUAUCAUUCCGACACAGUGUGUAUGUAAAAAUAAAUAAUAAAGAAGUACAAUUGGCCGAAGUUGGUCCACGUUUUGAAAUGCGAGUUUACGAAAUCAAGUUGGGAACCGUCGAUUUGAAAGAUGCUGAUACCGAAUGGGUGUUACGGCCUUAUCAACGUACAGCAAGAAAACGGGAUCACUUAUAG
This is a messenger RNA of Rhizophagus irregularis DAOM 181602=DAOM 197198, 900 nucleotides long. The record is from RefSeq and is a predicted model, not a curated record. Lineage: Eukaryota; Fungi; Glomeromycota; Glomeromycetes; Glomerales; Glomeraceae.